Molecule: messenger RNA, 1809 nt
Organism: Coregonus clupeaformis (lake whitefish)
Lineage: Eukaryota; Metazoa; Chordata; Actinopteri; Salmoniformes; Salmonidae
Product: coiled-coil domain-containing protein 85A-like
Exons: 4
Coding region: 391-1743 (450 amino acids)
Source: RefSeq, a predicted model, not a curated record
UGCAGCAGCCACUCCUUAUUCUCCCUUUUGGCCGAAACCCGGGAGUGCCCUAGGCAACAGCUGUAUGCGCGAGGCAGCAGGCAUGCCCAAUGACCAUGCCCAGAAGCCGCGGUCUAGCCGGCAAGGGGCUCUGCAGAAGAGACCGCGUGCGGACUACUUUGAGAAAGGCGGGAAUAUAGGAGAGCACCGCUCUUUUCGCAGAGAUUCAAAAUGGGCUUCUGAGAAAUAGAACAAACAUGAAUUUGGUAUAACUAUAUGGACGUUAGAUAAAGAGUGUACAUUUGGGUCCAUGUGUGAUGUUAGGAUUGGUUGGCUUGUGCACUGAAUUCGUAGGUUACUGACCGUCGUAGGAUAGAUACUUUUAUCCUCCCAUUGGAGUAGCCUAGUUCAAUGAUGGAGAAUGCGACGCAGCCCCAGCUGAUGGUCAAGAGCGCAGAGAGUCCAGCGGAGGAGCUCUCCAAGAUAAGCGACCAGGAGCUGCUCAAGUGGAGCAAAGAGGAGUUGGUGCGGCGGCUACGGAGGGCAGAAGCCGAGAAGAUGGGCGUUAUGCUUGACCACGGGAAUUUGAUUCGGGAGGUGAACCGGCGACUCCAGCAGCACCUGACCGAGAUCCGGGGUUUGAAGGAUGUGAACCAGAAGCUGCAGGAGGAUAACCAGGAGCUGCGGGACCUGUGCUGUUUCCUGGAUGACGACCGUCAGAAGGGCAAGCGUGUGUCCCGGGAGUGGCAGCGUCUGGGCCGCUACAGUGCCGGCCUCAUGAGGAAAGAGGUGGCCCUCUACCUGCAGAAACUCAAGGAGCUGGAGCAGCGCCAGGGAGAAGUGAUCAGAGAGAAUCUGGAGCUCAAAGAGCUGUGUAUCCUACUGGAUGAGGAGAAAGGGGGAGGAGGGGGAGGAGCAGGGCAGAGUGCAGGGUGCAGAAGCUCGAUUGACAGCCAGAGUAGUCUGUCUCAAACUGGGGGGGCUACACUGGGCUUGCUCCGUGACGUGGGGGAUGGGAGCAGCACCUCGAGUGCGGGAAGCACGGACAGCCCCGACCACCACCACCGCAAGCCCCUUCACCAGGGCUCCGGCCUGGGCUCCAACCCUGGCUCCCACCAUGACAAACCAGAGGGCCCGGGCCUCGAGUCUACAGGCCGCCGCCACAGCUCCACCCCAGAUUACCACACCUUCCCCCAGGCCUGCAGGCCCCGCGGGGGGUCCCUCACCAGCCCUGAUCCCAGGGGCCUCCGGGGGCCCUGCAGCCCAGAGAAACACGGCAUAUUCCCUACACAACUGGCGGCUGAGGCCCACUCCAAACCCAGCAGUGCUGACAUGCUGGCCCAGAAACAGCUUUUGGGGUCCGGGCAAGGGUUAGGGCCAAACCAAGGUUCGGGCCAGUCAAGUCCUGACCUCUCACGGAGACACAGGGUUAAUGCGGUCGGGGUUGGGGCUGGAUGUGGGACCACUGAGCCCAAACAGGCACUAACAGGGAUGCCAGAGCACCUGAGGAAGGGUCGGGUGAUUGUGGGGAGCCAUGAAGUGUUACGACACCACAACCACAGCCCCAGUUCAGAGCACGGAAAGGGGAGGUACGGCAGCAGCCCCCCAGCAGGCAGGGAGUGGGGACAGAGGAGGACCACUGGAGACGAGUUGUCCCCUCACCACGGCAGCAUCUACAAUGGCAUGAAUGCUCUCAUAUCUGCUGGCUGCUGCACCAACACCUGUAGGAGUGUGAAGCUUUGGGACAGCUUUGAUGCCUCCUGACCACCACAAGCCUCAGUCAUACAUGCUGCUGUGACCAGAGCCCCUAAAGAGAGAGGAGAGGAGAGG